UCUCAAAACAAAGCAUGUGACUUUUCGGUUUGAGCAGCGACUAAUUUAAUACUUUUGUGUCAAUUUGUUGACACACUUUGUUUUGUGUUUUGUUUAGUUUUGUUUGAGUAAUUUAAAAUUGUUUACAUAGAAUCUUCAGUUGUGGGAAAGGUCAUUCUCUUAAAACCACUUGAAACUGUAUUGUCUCACACUUUGAUAAAAUUGUCGUAAUGUAACCUUUGAUUUGAUUGGUUUGGUGCAAUAUCAAGGAAUAUACAGGAAGACUAGAAAUCAGUGCGUUUUAAAGACCGAAUCGACCCAGAAGAUUCUACAGUUUUAAGAGAAGACAUGUCAACUCCAAGCCGUUCGUUGUCAGACUUGAGGCGCAAACGGGGACAAGAGCUCGCCGCUUUGAACAGGAUAAGGCGGAGAGGGAUUGUUUUGCUAGAAAUUAGUGCCACUCGUGGGGAGAUGUGGGCGAUACUUAAGGAGCUAGACGACGCUUUAAAAGGGUUGCAAGAUGCCAACUGGAAUUACUUCGACCGUAUUGCGGGAGACGAAUUUGAAAGAGAGCGUGCUGAACGCUAUGAGCAAGAAGCAGCCGAUAAGUGCACCGAAUUGCAGGACCUGAUCCUUGCCAGAUUACAGGAAGGGCGGAAUCAGGGUCACGUCAGUGAUCAAGGAGCGGAGGCAAGACCUGCUGCUAGAUCGGAGUCCAAUUUAGGAACAUCCUAUGCAUCAGUAAAAUCCGAUUCGAAAGGUUCUCGCCAGCAAAGACAAAUCGACGAGGGAAGCAGUACAGACGACGAACAAAGCGAGCGAAUGAUUCCGCACCGAACAAACGACAGACGACAGAUACGAUAUGAAGCUCAAGCUACCACAUGUAAACGAAGCUUCGAACGAAUGGACGAAGGUAGAUCAUGUCCCACGGGCAUCUCUCUUUCGAAGCAGUUUGCCUCAUUUGCAGCUGGAAACAUUUAACGGCGAAAUUUCGGAUUGGCCGAGGUGGUAUUCGCUAUUUAAAUCCUUAGUUGACGAUCAACCAUUGUCGAAUGACGAAAAAAUGGCCCACCUACAGAAUGCAGUGACAGGACUGGCGCGUCACACCAUUGGAGGCAUGUUAUUCGACGGAAACUUGUAUCUGGACGCAAUUGCCGCAUUAAGGGAUCGCUUUGGUCGGGAUGAGGACAUUGUCUAUGCCAACUUAUCUCGAGUGUUCUCUGCCCCACCUCCGGUGUACCUGGACCCGGCAAGCAUGGAGAAGUUUCACGGGUCUGUUCAUUGUGCUGUGACGGUACUGCGAAAUAUGGGAUACGAUGGAGAUCUGCACUCGACGGAAAAUUUGCGCCGUGCUGUUCAAAAACUUCCGUCACAAUUAAAACGUGACUGGGGUGAAUACAUUAUUGACAUCCAGAGGCCAAAUCUAAUACAUUUUGAUGCAUGGUUGCAAAAGCAGGUUCGCAUUGCCCUAAAUUAUGCCACCGUGACAGCCUCAAGUAGUAAGCGGCCAACAGUCAUCAGUGAGUCACAGCAGGAAUAUAAAAAUUUGAGGAGCACACUGACGACCGAAGCGUUCGAGUCCACGUCAAAGGUCUGUUCAUGUUGUGGCAAUGGUAUGCAUCAGUUGAAUGAAUGUUUUGCCUUUAAACAGAUGGAUGCGGUAGCAAGAAAUAAGUUUGUUUUCGGCAAUAGACGCUGCUUUUCGUGCCUACGAAAGGGUCACUUAGCUAGAUUUUGUAAAUAUAAAGUAAGUUGUGGUAUUGCUGGCUGUAACCAAAAUCAUCGACAAUAA
Molecule: messenger RNA, 1771 nt
Organism: Amphibalanus amphitrite
Lineage: Eukaryota; Metazoa; Arthropoda; Thecostraca; Balanomorpha; Balanidae
Exons: 2
Coding region: 842-1771 (309 amino acids)
Molecular function (GO): nucleic acid binding; zinc ion binding
Source: RefSeq, a predicted model, not a curated record